This is a messenger RNA of Drosophila elegans, 1175 nucleotides long. RefSeq names its product zinc finger Ran-binding domain-containing protein 2. Gene Ontology annotation, biological process: RNA processing. NCBI's taxonomy places the organism in Eukaryota, Metazoa, Arthropoda, Insecta, Diptera, Drosophilidae. Gene Ontology annotation, molecular function: RNA binding; lipopolysaccharide binding. The coding region runs from base 145 to 999 and encodes 284 amino acids. The record is from RefSeq and is a predicted model, not a curated record. The transcript is spliced from 3 exons.
UGUUUUGACAGCCCUAAUUCGUAUCGUAUACAGAAUAUUGGUAAAAAAAAAAUCUCGGUUUGAUGCUGCUCCUGAGACCUGUGGAGGAUUACUUGGACGCCCAGUAGCAAUAUCCUUUAGCAGAGUUCUCAGCCAGCGCCCAGCAUGUCCAGUUCAAACGGAGGCGUGGCAGCUGGGGGCGCAGGAAGCAGUGGCGGAGGAAGCGUCGCUUCGCCUGGCGAUUGGAUUUGCCCAGAUUACGACUGUCGCCAUCUCAAUUUCGCGCGCCGUUUGCAGUGCAACAAAUGCGAUCGGGACCGCGAAAGCAGUGAAAAGCCGGAGCGGGAUAGGGAUCGAGAGCGGGACCGUGGAAACGGGAGCAGCAGCAGUAGCAGCAGCUCCAGCAAGAAGAAGCUGGGGACGGAGAUCGGGAAAGCGGCGGCGGACAAGUCGCGGGGUUUGUUUAGCGCCGAGGACUGGCAGUGCAGCAAGUGCGCCAAUGUGAACUGGGCACGUCGCCAGACCUGCAACAUGUGCAACGCUCCCAAGUUCUCGGACGUGGAGGAGCGGACUGGCUUCGGCGGUGGUUACAACGAUCGCGGGGUGGUGGAAUACAAGGAUCGCCAGGAUUCGGACAGCGAAUACGAUGAGUUUGGUCGGCGCAAGAAGCGGAAGCACGGCGAGCAUCGAGAGGACUCGAAGCGGGCCAGGAGGUCCAGUCGGGAUGAGGUGCGGAAAGUCGAUGACGACGAUGAUGACGACGAAGAGGGCGACGACGGGGAUCUCUCAAAAUACGAUCUUUGGGGCGACGACGAGGUCACUUCCACGGAUGUCAAGAGCAAAGUAGCCACGGGCAAUGGCGACAAGGAGCGCAAGCGUACCUCUCGCGACUCCACCUCUUCAGUGUCUUCCUCUUCGUCGUCCAGUUCGUCCAGCUCCAGCUCCAGCUCGUCGUCGAGCAGCUCGAGUAGCUCUAGCAGCGGCGGCAAGCGGAAAUCCGGCUCUCCCGGCAGGCGUUAGCUGUAAUCCGUACCCUUUAAGAUCUUCUCUCUGAUCGCAUGUUUUUUCAUACAUUUCUAUAAGGCAAUCAUCCUUGCCUGCUUAUUUAUUUGCCAGCCUGCGCUGCUCUCGAUCAUGACGUUGCGGUACGAUGUCGAGUUUACUCUAAAAAUAUAAUAAAACGUAUCAUUUAAGAA